Messenger RNA from Microplitis demolitor, 3494 nucleotides. RefSeq names its product protein FAM102B. Lineage: Eukaryota; Metazoa; Arthropoda; Insecta; Hymenoptera; Braconidae. Bases 342 to 2018 code for a protein of 558 amino acids. The transcript has 9 exons. The record is from RefSeq and is a predicted model, not a curated record.
UUAGACAGUUUUCACAGAAUUACAACAGUCGUAACUUUACAACCGACCACUCCACUAUUAUUUUAAUAAAUCGCGCGUGACAGCUUAAUAAAAAAUCAUUUAAAUUAAAUAGCAAGAUAACAAUUAAGAAAAACAAAAAUAUUUUAUUUUAAAAUAAAAGAAAUGGAUUUGUGACAAAAUGACUGAUUAUGUCCAGGAGCACAAAAAUUUGAAUAAAAUCUAAGCCAAGAUUUAAGUUGUCAAUUAUGUGGUGGAGAUAAUUUAUCCGGAGAAUUUUAAAUAAAGAGAUAAAAAGUUUAAGUAUAUUGGGUGAGUGGUAAAGUGAAGUGGGUCUCGGUGAGAUGGCCUUCAUGAUGAAGAAGAAAAAGUACAAAUUUUCAGUUGAACUUGUUCUGGAGGAACUCACCGCAGUGCCUUUUGUUAGUGCGGUUUUAUUUGCCAAGAUGCGGCUGCUAGACGGCGGAUCUUUCGUUGACCAUUCAACCAGGGAAGAAGUUCAGGAGCACACGGUACGAUGGAAUGCUAAAUUUGAAUUUUUAUGCAAAAUGAGUGCCAGUGCCUCUACUGGAGUCCUCGAUCCCUGUGUUCUGCGGAUAUCCAUAAGAAAAGAAUUAAAAGGAGGUCGAUCAUUUCAAAAAUUAGGAUUCACUGAUCUAAACCUUGCGGAGUUUGCUGGAGCUGGAUUGUGUAGACGCAGAUGUUUGUUGGAAGGCUAUGACGCGCGUCACCGUCAGGAUAAUUCGAUGCUGAGAGUCGCUAUCAAGAUGAACAUGCUCUCUGGAGACAUUCUUUUUAAAGUACCGUCGCCGUCGUUGAAACAAACUCAGUUAACGGUUCCUGGUGCUCCAGGUGCUCCAGGAAUUGCUGAUGAAAUAAUUGGUGGUGACAGAUGUUCUAAUCGCGAGGACUACGUAUCAAGUGGUUCUUUAGCUGGCAGUACUGCGAGCGCUAGCAGUGGGUUUGGUAGUCUUCCUAAAAAGAGACCUGCGCUCUUUUCUUCCGAAUUGCUUAGCGGGACGGAGUCUUACGACCCAAUGACAUUAAAUGAAGUGGUACCUUCAGCAGUGCCUCCAGAUGUACUGACCGAGGUUCACACUGAGUCAGGACACUCUCGAAACUCGAGUAACACCAGCCAACUGAGCAAAGGCUCCGGCUACGGUUCCCUAAACUCCCACAGUCAGCACAGCAGACAAAGCAGCAGCGGUGACAGCGGACACAUCAGGUCACCCUCUUGGCCGGUAUGGGCGCCACGGCUCCCUACCCUGUCACAAAACGAACCUUACCAACAGAAAAGUUCCCUGAAUAGUCAGACAUUAUUAACUCCCCCGUCACCGCUGUCUCGAUUGAGUACAGAAACGUCAACUCCAAAACGUUUUUGGUCAAGUUCGAUCCCAACCGAACCCGUAAGAUCCUUGAGCAAUGUCCUAAAAACAAGUUGCCCAGUUGGUUCAAAUGCCAACGGCACCUGCUCUACCCGAGACAGCAUUAACUUCAAAAGACCUCCGCCGCGAAUUUCCCAGUCAACCUGGCGCAAUAUGUCCAAGACUUGUGACUGCAUUGACCACCAGCCAAGUCCAGUUAUAUUGCGCCUCGGUGACCAGACACGUGCUGUCUCAUCACCAGAUCCUCUUCAUCGUCCCGAAACUCCUCGCGCCUCCUCGUUUAUCUCCGCCGCUGCUCAGACCCUCAGAAAUCCUUCUGGUGGAUCGGGACUCAGUGAAACUGGAUCAUUGGAUCGCGCAAAAGCAGCACUUGAGCGGCGGAAAAAAGCUGAAGACUCGACUGGUAACUCGGUAGCUUGCAGAGUUGAAGUGACACGUCCUAAUCCGGACUCAUUAAUUGACGAAUUGCUUAAAGCAACAAAUUUAGAACAGACUGAUCUUGAAAGUGCUGAGACGUCUGGACUGCAAUUAUUUAUUGGAAAAGACGGUACAACAGCACUUGGUAGUCAUGAAAUAAAAAGCCAAAUGCCGGCAGGUGUAUUUAAACAAGUUGUUAUGGAAGAAAACAAUAGGUAACAUCAGCAGAUAACGACGACAAUGUCGUCGACGUCUGGAUCCUCACUAAGAAGACAGUACUCGUCAUCACGACAGUCAACAAUACCACCAACAUUUUCACUAGCUCUUGUACCGGAACUCGUUAUGGAAACUUCCGAACCAAGAUAGUAAAAAAACUUAAUAUUUUUUGAAAAUAUAUAUAUUAUUUAUCCAGUUUUUCAUUUUAUAAAAAUUUUUUUCGGGAAUUCCUGUCUGAUUUCUACAGUCCACUGAAUUCUGAUCACGUCUGAAUCGCACACGAGACUAAGACUUUAUUUUCCUUAUUUUUACUCUACUAAAUAAUUAUUUAAAAUAUUUUCUUCCUGGACUAAAAAGAAAUUUGUAGUUAAAAUAAAAUUUUAAACAAAUUAAAUAGAUAGAAAAUUAAAUAAAAGUUUUAUCGAUUUUUAACGACGAUUACUUGCAUCAAUUUUUAUUUAAAAAUGUAAAUAUUUCAAUCAAAUGGCUAUGGUGUUUUUUUCCUUUAAUUUUUAUGAGCUUGAAUUAAUUGAUAUUUCGAUGCAAGUUAAUUAAAUGUUAAAAAUUUGUAUAUAUUAAAUAUUAAAUAUUAAAUUUAAAAAUAUGUAGUUGUUAUUUAGAUAAGUGGCGCUUCAAACAGACAAAUAAUUAUUUAAAAUAUUUAAUUGUGGCUCUGGAAGUUUUAAAUCAUAAAAAAAAUGAAUACAAAUUUAUUUAUGUGUCAUAACUUUUUUAAUUUUGAAUUUAUCCAUUCGCGGGUAAGGACCUUUUUUGUAGGAAAUUUAAUUUCAUACAAAAAAGUUUUAUGCCGCGAGUCGAUUAGUUCAGUAUUUAAAAAAUUAUUAAAACAAUUAAAUUCCGCGAGAUUAAAAUUUUUGUUAUUCAAAAUAAACGGAGCCAAAUUUAAUUAUUUAUUCAAACAUCAAUCGAUAAAUUAAUAUUAUUUUUUAAUUUGAAAGUAAAACGAAAUUUUGUUCGCCACUUGAUGGUUGCCAUAAAUUCAAAUUUAAAAAAUUAAAAAACUAAAAAAAGGUGGAAUUGAAGGAUAUUUAUUAUUUAAUUAAUUAAUAAAAUUAGACUUGCCAAAAUAUAAUUACUAUUUUUUUUUUGUUAUUUUCGAUUAUUAAAUCAUCACGUGACAUCACUGACUGAUUUCUUAAGGUAUUAAUAAGAACUAUUAUUAUUAUUAAUUAUAAAACGCAGUGGCUUCUUAAUUAUUUCUCAGUGACUAUUUUCUUCCAAUUGUAUGAAAAUAUGAAAUUUUUUAAUUAUAUUAAUAUUUUGUAAAGAGAAUGAUGAGUUUAUUCAAAUAAUAUUUUUAUUACAAAUAUCUACUUUUUUUUUUUAAAACAAAAUUUGAUAUUUGUAAUAAAAUAUUUUCAUCAUUUUCUGUCGAGUAAUUUUUAUUGUAUAAUUAUAAUUAUUAGUACUAUAACAAUUAAUUAAUAAAUCAAUUUUUUCUUUUCUUUUUUUUUUAAA